AUGAUCCCUCCUCCAUCUAUGGCGAACUAUAGCCAUGCAGGGGACCACACCAUCUUGCAGAAUGUCUCUCCUCUCGCCACGUUCCUCAAACUGACCUCUCUGGGUUUCAUCAUUGGAGUAGGUGUGGUUGGAAACCUCCUGAUCUCCAUCCUGCUGGUCAAAGACAAGAGCUUGCACCGAGCGCCCUACUACUUCCUGCUGGACCUGUGCGCCUCUGAUAUCCUACGCUCCGCCAUCUGCUUUCCCUUUGUCUUCACCUCCGUCAAGAAUGGAUCUGUCUGGACCUAUGGCACGCUGACCUGCAAAGUGAUCGCCUUCCUCGGUGUGCUCUCCUGUUUCCACACGGCAUUUAUGCUGUUCUGUGUCAGUGUCACGCGCUACCUGGCCAUCGCACAUCACCGUUUCUACACCAAGAGGCUGACCUUCUGGACCUGUCUAGCUGUCAUCUGCAUGGUGUGGACGUUGUCAGUGGCUAUGGCGUUCCCGCCGGUGCUAGACGUAGGGACGUACUCUUUUAUCCGUGAGGAGGACCAGUGCACAUUCCAGCACCGUUCCUUCAGGGCGAAUGAUUCACUGGGCUUCAUGCUCCUGCUGGCGCUCAUCCUCCUGGCCACACAGCUGGUUUACCUCAAGCUCAUCUUCUUCGUUCAUGACCGUCGAAAGAUGAAGCCUGUCCAGUUCGUGCCUGCUGUCAGCCAGAACUGGACCUUCCAUGGGCCAGGCGCCAGCGGCCAGGCAGCGGCCAACUGGCUAGCUGGAUUUGGUCGAGGCCCCACCCCGCCUACUUUGCUGGGCAUCAGGCAGAACAGCAACGCAGCGGGCCGCAGGCGUCUAUUGGUAUUGGAUGAAUUCAAAACAGAGAAGAGGAUUAGUAGGAUGUUCUACAUCAUGACAUUUUUCUUCCUGGCACUGUGGGGGCCCUAUCUGGUCGCCUGCUAUUGGCGGGUGUUUGCAAGGGGCCCUGUGGUCCCUGGGGGCUACCUGACAGCAGCCGUGUGGAUGAGCUUUGCCCAAGCUGGGGUCAAUCCUUUCAUCUGCAUCUUCUCCAACAGGGAGCUUCGGCGCUGCUUCAGCACCACACUCCUCUACUGCAGAAAAUCCAGGUUACCAAGGGAACCCUACUGCGUUAUAUGA
Micropterus dolomieu (smallmouth bass) is the source of this 1134-nucleotide messenger RNA. RefSeq names its product G protein-coupled receptor 85 (gene gpr85). The record is from RefSeq and is a predicted model, not a curated record. Lineage: Eukaryota; Metazoa; Chordata; Actinopteri; Centrarchiformes; Centrarchidae. Gene Ontology annotation, biological process: G protein-coupled receptor signaling pathway. Gene Ontology annotation, molecular function: G protein-coupled receptor activity. Bases 1 to 1134 code for a protein of 377 amino acids. The transcript has a single exon. Gene Ontology annotation, cellular component: plasma membrane.